Messenger RNA from Callorhinus ursinus (northern fur seal), 2837 nucleotides. The record is from RefSeq and is a predicted model, not a curated record. Lineage: Eukaryota; Metazoa; Chordata; Mammalia; Carnivora; Otariidae.
AUCAUGACCUGAGUCAAAAUCAGGAGUCAGAUGCUUAACCAGCUGAGCCACCCAGGUGCCCCUGUGCUUUUCCCGUUCUAUAUUCCUACCCACCAGAUGGGCCUUCUCUCCCUGAUGCCUCCGUAUAUGUUUGCUGCACAUCAGAGUCACCCCUCCCACUCUACAUGUUUUAGCUGUCUCCUGCUAAGCAAGCCCUCACCCAGAUGGGACUGUUCUGAGCUACUUGUGUAUCCGUGAAGAUUGCAGACGAAACGUUCAGUUUUAUUUCACCUAAAUGGCAUCUUGAAUCAUACACUGUGUCUUCCCAGUAAGCCAUACAAAGAGCUCAGAAAGAGCCACUGUGGUAGGCAGAACAACACCCCUCUCCUUCCCCAAAAGAUGUGCGUGUCCUAGCCUUUAGAACCUGUGGAUGCGUUAUUUCACACAGCAAAAGGGACUAGGAGCGAUGAUAAUGGAUCUUGAUGUGGGAAAUUAUCCUGGAUUAUUUAUGUUGGGCCCAGUGUAAUCACAGUGUCUUUGUAUAGUGGUAGGAGGGGCAGAGUCUGAUGUUUCACUGCUGGCUCUGAAGAUGGAAGACAGGGCCAUGCGACAAGGAAACUAGGUGGCAUCUAGAAGCUGGAAAAGGCAAGCAAACAGAUCCUGCCUUUGAGUCUCCAGAAGGAAGCAACACUGCUGAAACCUUGCUUUAGGACUUCUGUCCAGACCUGUGAGCUAAUAAAUUUGCAAUGCUUUAAGCCAUUAAAUUUGUGGCAGUUUGUUACAGCAGCAAUAGAAGACUAACAACCACAGUGGAAUUUGGAAAUAGUAAUAGUAGGCAUCAGGCCUUCUUGGUGUUGGUUGUUGCUGGAAUGAUCAGGGCCCCCAAGUUCAGCUGUUUACAUUCACAUUUAUCAUACCCAUUUUGUAGGUGAGCCUGCCAGACCUGAGAGAAACAGUGUUGCUUGGUUAAAGUGGGGAGGGGCAGACCUGUUGUCCAGCCCUGCUGUCAGAUGAGCCCCACCUCACACCUCCCAGAAGACCUGGCUGAUGGCAGAUCCUACAGCCAGGACACUGUGUUGGGGGCUGGCCCCAGGAUGGAGGCUCGGGCCCAGAACUCCAGGCAGGGAGGCAUCCCCAAGGCAGAUCUCCAGGGAGCCGACAGGGGCCAGGAGGAGAGGCCCGAGAUGGAGCUAAGGCCCCUGGCGGAGGACCCAGCUAAGAGACGCCCCUCUCGGGAGGGAGACCUACAUGGAGGGACAGCAGGCAGUAAGAUGGCUCCCCAAGGCAGGGGCUCCUGGAGCUGGGGCCUUGGUGUGAGCCCCAGUCCGGGGACCCGCCUGAGUGCAGGAGCAGGACCGCUGGUACAAGAGCCAUGUGGCCCCACCUCCUCUCAGGACCCUGACCUAGUCACUCCCCGGGGGCCACAUGCUGGGGAGGGCCCCUGUUGGUGCCCAGUCGGUACCAGGGCCUCCAGCCACAACUGCUGCCUGAUGCAGCAUCUCAGAACACCCCCUGAGGAAAAGUCCCUGGUGUGUGAUCACUGUGGAGGCCAGGUGUUGCGCUGGUGCUGCCCCGGGACGCAGCUGUCCGAGAUCCACACAGAGGAUGGGUCACAUGAACGGCGCUCAGGCACCCAGACCUUCCCAAAGACCCUGCAAGUGACCGUCCUUCAGCAGAACCCCUUGGAGGACUGCAGUUGCAUUGAGGACUUUACCCGGAGGGCCCGGCUGGCCUCGCAGGAAAUGAUGCAGAUGGCAAAGGAGCCCCUCCUGUGUGCGCGGUGUGGAAAGCGCUUUGGCUCCAACAAGCAGCUGCAGAUGGCUGAGGGCCCCUUAAUGUGUCUUCAGUGUGGUCGGGCCUCAGGUCCUGGCUGCAGUGCCCCUGACCCCCCGGCCCAGCGGCUCUACGUCUGUGACCAGUGCGGCAAGGCCUUCACGCGCACCUCGAGCCUGCUGCAGCACGAGCGCAUCCACACCGGUGAGCGACCCUAUGAGUGCGCUGAGUGUGGCAAGGCCUUUGUGCGCUGCUCCGGCCUCUACCGCCACCAGAAGACACACUCAGCCGAGCGCCACCGCCGCAGCCUGGCCCUGGCCCGGAGGUCCUUCCUCUUGGGGUGCCCGCCCUGUGGGGACUGUGGCGAGGGGACCCAGGGGCCUCCACGGGUGCCCGUUGCCGGGGAGAAGCCAUACGAGUGCGCCGAGUGCACCAAGGCCUUUGCCCUGUUCUCGCACCUCGUGGAGCACCGGCGCGUGCACACGGGUGAGAAGCCCUACGCGUGCCCGGAGUGUGGCAAGGCCUUCAACCAGCGCUCGAACCUGAGUCGGCAUCAGCGCACGCACAGCAGCGCCAAGCCCUACGCCUGCCCGCUGUGCGAGAAAGCCUUCAAGGGCCGCUCGGGCCUGGUGCAGCACCAGCGCGCGCACACCGGCGAACGGCCCUACGGCUGUCCCGAGUGCGGCAAGACCUUUCGCGGGUGCUCCGAGCUGCGCCAGCACGAGCGCCUGCACUCGGGCGAGAAGCCCUACAUCUGCCGAGACUGCGGCAAGGCCUUCGUGCGCAACUGCAGUCUGGUCCGCCACCGGCGCACGCACACGGGCGAGCGGCCCUACGCGUGCGCCGAGUGCGGCCGCGCCUUCAGCCAGCGCUCCAACCUCAACGAGCAUCGCAAGCGGCACGCGGGCCGCGCGGCCUCGUGACCGCGCGCGCCUCUGGAAGCCUGCAAAAACGGUUGUAGUCUUUCUUAAACCUCACUUGGUACUGCGUCCGCAGGCUUCCCCGACUCGUUUUAUUUGACCCUUUCAAGUGGGCACAUGGUAAUGGGUUCUGGCGAAGUGCUAAUAAACACAGGAAUGAAGCGC